Messenger RNA from Suillus subalutaceus, 255 nucleotides. RefSeq lists its product as uncharacterized. Lineage: Eukaryota; Fungi; Basidiomycota; Agaricomycetes; Boletales; Suillaceae. The coding region runs from base 1 to 255 and encodes 84 amino acids. The record is from RefSeq and is a predicted model, not a curated record. The transcript has a single exon.
AUGACCACUCACAAGGCUCAAGGUCAAACUAUGCAGCGCGCAAUUAUAGAUUUUGAGGGUUGCAGUGGAACGGAGGCUCCCUAUGUUAUGCUGUUGCGUGUGACCUCGCUGGAUGGAUUGCUUAUUUUACGUCCCUUUUUGAGGAAAAAAUUUCUUGUUGUCAGAGUGAGGACAUCCACGUGGAAGAAAAAAGACAAACUGUGCUGGCACACCAAACACUCCUUGACCUCACUAUGGAUAAUGAGCAAUGUUUGA